Molecule: messenger RNA, 6868 nt
Organism: Chelonia mydas (Green sea turtle)
Lineage: Eukaryota; Metazoa; Chordata; Testudines; Cheloniidae
Gene: GINS2
Product: GINS complex subunit 2
Exons: 5
Coding region: 196-753 (185 amino acids)
Biological process (GO): DNA replication; double-strand break repair via break-induced replication
Cellular component (GO): nucleus; GINS complex
Source: RefSeq, a predicted model, not a curated record
CCCGCGUUUAACCCGAGACCGGGAAAGCAAAGUAAGCUUCUCGCGCCGCUCAGAAACAGGCAGCGUCGGGCGAGGGUGCGUCGGGGGGCGGGGUCUGUCUCCCUCCCAGCCAAUGGCAAAGGGUGUGGACGGGCGCGCGCGUGCCGCGAGAUCCAGUUCCGGCGGGCUGGCUGGCGGCGGCGCCCCCUCAGGGCCAUGGAUCCCGCCGAGGCCGAGUUCCUGGCCGAGAAGGAGCUGGUGACCGUCAUCCCCAACUUCAGCCUGGACCGCAUCUACCUCAUCGGGGGGGAUUUGGGUCCCUUUAAUCCUGGCUUGCCUGUGGAAGUGCCUCUUUGGCUAGCUGUUAACCUAAAACAGAGACAGAAGUGUCGGCUAAUACCUCCUGAAUGGAUGGAUGCUGAAAAGCUGGAGGAAAUCCGGGAUCAGGAACGCAAAGAGGACACUUUCACUCCAAUGCCCAGUCCCUACUACAUGGAACUAACUAAGCUGCUGUUAAACUAUGCCUCAGAUAGCAUCCCGAAAGCAGAUGAAAUCCGAACACUGGUUAAGGAUACCUGGGAUACACGGCUAGCUAAACUGCGGCUGUCUGCGGACAGCUUUGUCAGACAGCAGGAGGCCCAUGCCAAGCUGGAUAAUCUGACCUUGAUGGAGAUCAACACCACUGGGACUUUUCUUACUCAAGCCUUAGAUCACAUGUACAAGCUACGCACAAACCUUCAGCCGGGUGAGAGUGCCCAGACCCAGGAUUUCUAAGAUGCCUUCUGACAGUCUAAAACCCUCAUGGGAUGAGGCAAUAAUAGUAGGAGGACUCUGCCCUCUGGACACUAUUAAUGAGUCCUAAUGGAACUUGCCUUAUGCUGUUUUUAUGCCUUAAAUGCCCUGUAUAGAUCUCUGCUAAAAACCGUGCAAGUCUUAUACAUUUCCUGUCAAUUGUAUCUAACUUGAGGCUCUGUGGUGUUUGCAUGAAGGCUGGUUUCCCUCAGUUUGCGUGCAGGCAAUAGAAAGAAGGCAGCCUUGUGGCUGCAUAUUAAUAAGUUGAGGACUGCUGAUGGCACAGAGGGCAUUCCCUGCUCAGCAGCUCUCGUGAACAGCUUCUGCUCUAUAAUGAGCAUCUUUGGCAAAACAAAUGAUUCUACCUGGCAGAACUCUUCCAGCCCCUGUGCAGCUGUCUUUGCAAGAUGAAUUGGUUGCAGCAGUUAGAUGCUGUGGGGAGGUUUUUCUUGUUAUUGCCUUAUUGGAGGGAUUUUUUAUAUCUCUUAAAUGAUAUGUAGCAGCAAUAAAUAUGCUCUUAGUUUAGUGUUUUGUUCUUCUCCUUCCUCUGGUUGUCUAAAGCCUGGCUGAGGAAGAUCACAGAAUAGGACUGUUUUAAACACCUGGAUGCACAGCAGUCCUGUGGCUUCCCUGGGGUACAGAGUGAUAUAUGGAUUUUAACCCAGCUCUACUGCAUGGUGAGGCUUGUUUCUUCAACUGGGCCAUCACUUACAACAUAUAUUCAUCUCUGAGCACAGCUGAUAGAUGAGGUCACGUGGCUGGCUGGCCAAGGCCAUUUAAGUGCACUGUUCUCUCUCUGUGCGCUUGUAGCUUUGUAUUUCUCCCUCAGUGGGAAGAUACAGCUUUAAAGAGAACAUGCACUACCUCAUUUGGUUCAGAUACUGCUCCUAGCAGGCCACUGAGAUUCUGUGUGGAUACAGCUGUGGCAGGUGGUGGCUUACCAGCAGCAUUUCUCUCAUUUAUACUAAGAAAAAACAAUCCCUUUGUUGGUUUUCCUGAAUAUGAGUAUUAUCAUAACAAUAAUCUCUGCAACAGAGAGAAUAUUAGGUGGCAUUCAUAGAGCCUGUUCCUGGACGCUGCAGGGAUAGGUGAUAGUUUGAAAGCAAAAGAUUAUGAUGUAGCUUAGCUCCCACUGCACUGAAUCUAAUCUUUAAUUAAUGCCAGUUGCUGUGCUAGGCUCUGUGUGGAUAGCAGUAAAGAGGAGAACCUAGCCAAUCUGCUGGCUGUUUGGAAGACUAAGAAGUGGGUUCAAAAACCAGUUGGAGGAGCGGAAGGAAAUAUUCCUGGUAGUUGGAAGACCUAUCACGGUGAUGUAUUGUUCAUUUGAUCUUUUGACUGAAGUUACUAUUUGUUUAAAAAAAAAAAAUCAUGCAUAUAAAAGUGAACUGUCUGUCGGAGGAAUAAGACUCCUUUUCCUUUAACAUCCACUGGUACACUAAUUGUGUGAAGAUCUAGAUGCUAUUGUGUGAAAACAUCUCCUCUUCUCUUGCCCUUUGCAGCUGACAUUAGGGGCCUUGUCUAUCUCAGAAUCUAUAAACUAGUCUUACUGUUGGCUUUAGGCUCAGUUAUAGCACUUGCAUCACUGUGAACACCACAAGGAAUCAAAUGUAGCUGACUGUGUGUGUAUGGGGGCUGCCCUUCACUCAAUGGAACGCAAGUCUGUUAUCCAUGGCUCUCAUCAGGCAGCAGUAUUUAAUCACCAUAAUGUUCCCCAUGUCUUCAGACAAAUGUUUCCCUACUGCCUUUACUCAAACAUUGAAUGGUCUUCCAGAUAUCUCCCACCAUCUACUCCCUUCUGAGCUUCCCCUAUGCUGUUUUUGCUAUCCCAUUCUCUUUUAUGUAGUCUCUGGUUAACUUGUAUGUAUCUCAUUAUAGUGAGGUGGUUCAGAGUGAAGUGGCCUAUGUAUCUGAUGAUGGAACAGGAGGUAGGAUACUCUGGACUGACUUGAUCCUUCUGAAAUAACGAAUCCCCUGACUUAAAACAGCUUGUAGAGCCCAAGCUGGGCUGGGUGCUGGCUAAAUGCCAUGAUGUAGUGUCAACCACACAAUGCCUUUUUGCUGAAAUCUUGGAAAUGGCAGUGCAUUGCACAUGUUGUCCUUCACUCUGGAUCAGUGUAACUUUUCCAUCCACUAGUGGGAGGGAAAAACAAUCCUUUGCCAUGAUUUAGGCCAAUUUUAUUUUUUGGAUGUUGUCAGAAAUUACAGCAAUAUAUUCAUAAAUACCUAAUUACUACAUUCAACAAAUAAUAUAUUACAUUACAAUUAAUUCAAACAAGUACACUUAGAACAGGUUUAAUUUUUCUUUCACAGCAUCUAAACUGCCCCCAGCAGGCCUGGGCUUCCUCCCCCUCUGCCUCUCCCUCCCAUGCUCCGGUUUUUACUGCUCUAGCAAUUCUGCACAGGGUACAUACAAAUAAACACAACCAGUCAACAUGGCCCUUGGGGCAGGGGAGAGGAGGGGAGUAUUACUGAGACUUUUUAAGCAGUGGGUCAAGAAGUUGGUGAUUAGCUCCUUUCUCUAUUGGUAUUUGAGGAAUGGGGGAUAGGGGUGGAAUCAACACUCAAGUACAGGAAUUGUUGCAAAGCAAAGUUACAUUUUCAAACAGGCUCAUAAACAUUGCCAUCUGGUGGUGUGCUUGUGAACUCCCACUCUGCAGUGUAUUGAAAUUGAUAGAUAAACUGACAAUGAACUUUUUUAUCAUGGGCUGGGAGGGGAAGCAGUGAUUUAAACAUAAAGUGUAUUUUUCUGUGUUAAAAUUAUCAUGAAGUCUGAGAAUUGGCAGCUAGUAGGCCAAAGGCUUGCUAUGCAAUCUGGUUUAAAGAACUGUCAGCCAUAAGUGUAUUUUGCUUCUUAAACAGGUAAGUUAAACCAAGAAUUUGUGUGCUUUUUAAAUGCGCUUUUUUGCUCAUGCAAGAAUAGACCUUAAACACAAAGCAGUGGUAACUUCCUUUCUUUCUUUAAACUGAGCCCUACUCUUUUUAAAGAGCCUCCAAUAUUUAAAAUGCAAUUACGAUUAGAAAAGUGACUCUAAAAACAGCAUUACAUUGCGGCUUGGUGUAUUCUGAGUCAUAGCUGCCUCAUCUACUACUACCCACUCAACUUUUUUCUGCUGUCAGUCGUGUAGUAUUUACAAGACUGAACACCAGAAGCUAAAUUCUAGUUACCUCAGCAGCAGCAUUGCCAACUAAAUUCUGAUGCUAGAAUCUUUGAUUGCUGACAGUGUAUGAAGCAGGAAGGCUAUGGCUUUAGUUUCAGGUUAGCAGUAACCUACCUUGGCAUUAAAAAUGGGCUCGCUUUAAGUUGUAAAAAUAGGCAAGUCUGAUAACAAAAGCAUCAACUGAGAGUAAAUCUUUAAAACCACAUAGUAUUCUAGUCACUUGCCUGCUCAUAAUGGCACUUUAAAAAAGAUCUCUGCCCUCUGAGUGAAAGGAAAACUGCAGGCCUGUUGGUGUGAAGACAGUGCUAGUCAUGGAAGACAGAAGUUCCUUCAUGUAAAUACUCUGAAACCAGAGUGGCAUAAAUCAGCUCUGAAGUCAACUGUGCAGUGUAAUAUUUGCUGUUCUUCCUAUUAUAUAUGUUGAUGUAGUUUUGUCUGCUCUUCAGUCUCCCAGAGGGAAAAUAGUGUCAGCCCACCAGAAAAGAAGAAUCACACAUGAGCAGUCAUACAAUCCAUCAUUUCAGCUUUUUUGAUAAAGCUAAAUUGACACUAGUCAGCGACUGCUUUAUUUUCUUCCAUUUGCAAAAUGGAAUGGGCUUAAGAUAGCCAGGAGGUUUGCUGUUUGCACUGCCCUAAAAACCAGUACAAAAGGGGAAAAAAUAUAGAAUUGCAUGGCUUACCAUAGGCAUUAGUUUUAGCUUUCCUUUCUGGUCCUUUUCCUUAUUUAUUGUUCAUGCGGCAUUACAGCCUUAGCUUUAUUUAAUCUGAUUGUCAUGGGGGGAGGAAGGAGGGAAAAGAGCCUUCAAUGUGGAAACUGUAGCAGGGUUGCAAUUGGGUGUUUGUAGGAGCUAUGGCUAAAGGGAAAUCAUAGCUUCUAGGUGCUGCAUUUAACAACAGGUGGAUGUUACUUAAACAGUAGCACAUGGAUUUGCUUUUCCCUGUUCUGCCCUCAUAGUCACUCUGGCUAGCUCCUCAAUCAUGAGCUAUGCAAGAGCUUGAAGUAGCCAUCACUGCCAUCUGAGAACACAUAGGUGCAAAAUCUUCUAGGAAUGCAAUAGGCUAACUCUUGCCCUGCCUGAGAUUUAGUGGGCAGCAUGAAUGUUUCUUCUGAAAACCAGCAAUAGACUGAGGCUUUGUCUACACUGGAAACUGAACGAGUUCUGUUGUUCAGAGCUGUGAAAAAAACACACACCCCCUGAACAACAAAAGUUUUGCAGACAAAAAGCAGUGGUGUGAACAGCACUUUGUUGGCAGGAGAGCUCUUCCGCAGCUGAAGCUGCUUGCUGGGGGUGGAAGUUUUUUGUGAGUGGGAGAGCUCUCUCCUGUUGCCAAACAGCUGUGUUGCGUAGACAUAGCCUAAAUGGCUUGCCUUUUAAGUGUCGACUGUUAGAAACCUAAAGCAAAUAACAGGGAGGUGGAAGGCUAUGCACCUUGCCUAGAGCAUGUUGUGAUUACUAGAGGCUGUUUUUCCACUCCAAGUGCUUCACUGUUCCAACAGAACAGGUAUCUCUGGCUGUCUCUGUCUUCCAAAAUCUGCUAUUGAAGGAGACAUCUCCAAGUCUAGAGACAAAACAGUAGUACGUAGAUUUUGAUCAGAGAUGUCUGUGCUACUUUUGCCCUCAACUGUCCCAUGACUCCUUCCCUCAAGCUGUUGAGUAGGGGAAUGGGACAUGUACGCCUCUGGCCUUUCCUGUCUAAUUUACAGCUGAAAAUGAAGAGCCUGUUAGUGCUGUUCCUCCUGCUGCCACUUCAUCUUAAUUUAAGAUGAAAUAUUCCUGAUAACAUGCACAGCAAAUGCAAUAUUACUGCCAGCUGCUAGGAAGUAGGGGGAAGCAGAAGCCUAUUACCCACAGUAUCCCUCACCCAUCUAAGAAAUUAAUAAAAAACAAAAUUGGUUCCUGUGCACUGCUCAGAAAAGACUGAAUUUUGCCAGCAGCUGCCCCUUGGCUGCUUACAAGGAAUAGAGCUCAGCUAGGUUUGGGAUAACCCAACUGUAAACUGAACUUCAAGCAAGCUCUUUGUGAAGGAGGUCCUCCUAGUUCAGAAAUGUUAUUCAGAGGAAUAACUAACUGGAAGAGAAAGAAAGGGCAAGCUGGGAGAAUUUCUACUUCCUCCUCCCUAUUCCCACUGGUGUUUCUCAUGUGAAUAAAGAACAGGGGAAGUUCAGCUCAGUCUGCACUGCUUCCUCUCCUGUAGUUCUCUAACACCUCAUUGCUAACACAAGCAUUCUUCCCCGUUAAAACAUUUUUCUAGAGUACUCAUCAGAGCGCUGAAAGACAUCAGUAAAGCUGAAUCAUAGACCCCAAACAGUUCAUUUAGUUCCUGAACUUUUGUUCCCAACACAGACUUUUCCCCUCCCUUCCCCAUUUAGUAGGAGCUGGUCCUAUUUGUAAUGUAACUUUCGAAGAGCUUGAAGGGGAAAAAAAAUCCGUGAAAGGGCAGUAAGGAAUAAUUAAUUCCUCACCUUUUAGUAACAGAAUUUUCUGUACCAGUAACUGAUGCUACACAAAGCAAAAAACAGAAGUGAUAGCACAUGCCCCAGUGGAAAGCUUUUUUUUUUUUUUUUUUUUUAAAAACACUUCAAUAUUUUUCAUGUCCUGACCAGCAGCAGUACAAACACUAAAAGCAAGUUAUUUUGCCAAAAAAAAAAAAAAAAAAAAGCAGAAACAUAUUAAAAAUGGCAAGCUUUUUAUAACAAUAAUUAAAGUAAUAAAAACAUACAAAACUUUUUAAAUAUAUACACAGUACAAGGCUGAAGCACCUUUUUUGACUUUGUUUUUUUUUUAAUUGCAAAAUCGUUUGAGUUUGUAUGAAAAUUUUACCCACUAGGGUAUGUAAUUUGUGUGUGUCUCUCUCACUAGGUGUGUGCAUGUGUGUUGUACUGUACAUUCCGCUCCCUACCCCCCAAACAGUAAUAAAAGGUACCUUCGGUUUGUUUA